AUGACAACCCUAGCAGCUGCAAACAAUCAAACAUUUUCGUAUAGUCCUGAAACUGUCCGAAUGCUCAUGAACCUUAACAUGGGUGUGGCUCUCUACAGCGUCAAAAUUGGGAUCGGCACAAUCCCAACAUCGUCUCCGCAAUUCAAAGUGUACAACCUUGUAGUGGACACUGCAAGCGAUCUCACUUGGCUGCAAUGCGAAGAAUGUGAGCAGCACCGCUGUUUCGCGGUGGUAGAUGAACCAUUUCCGAGUAGCAGAUCAACUUCUUAUCAGCAUCUACCUUGUAAUGCGCACCCGCUUUGUCAGGGCUUCUGUAUUGGAGACUUCUGUUCGUUUGAGAGAACCUACGCUGACCGUAGCUUUGUAGCUGGCUAUCUUUCAUCUGAAACUUUCAGUUUCGACAGCAGCACAGGCCCUGGUAGGGAGUCCAUUCAAGGUUUGGUUUUUGGUUGCGCCAUUGACAGCAACCAGGUAUCCUUCGCAGGCGAUACUAAUCAGAUAUCCGGCGUGCUAGGUCUUGGAUUUGGCCCCCGGACGUUUGUCAGCCAAUUAGACCCUCUAGGUCAAAGCAACGGGCGUUUCUCAUACUGCCUCAGAAGAGAAAGAAUUGUAGGGCCCAUCACCUCAUACCUAAAAUUUGGAGCAGACAUACAACAAAGACCUGACCUAAGCGUGACAGGAUUGAGGAGAUUCAACACAAUAGCAUACUACUACAUAAAUUUACUAGGUAUAAGUGUGAAUGGACACAUGCUUCCCAUACCACCGGAAGAGUUUGCUAUCCGAGACGAUGGGACUGGAGGAAGCAUGAUCGACUCAGGAUCUACAUUCACUCGAAUCUCAAGACAUGCACACGAUGUUUUGGUAAGUGCUUUGGAAGCUGUUUUUGCAGCUUCUGGUGAAGGCACUUUGCGAAGGCUCCCAGCUGGGGAGUAUGGACCUUUUGAGCUUUGCUAUGAGGUGCUGAGGCCAGAAGCGUUUUUGGGCUUCCCUAUAAUCACUUUUAAUCUCCAGAAUAAUGCUAACAUGCAUGUGGAUCAUGAGGCUGCUUUUCUUACUGGGACGGGUGCUUCUGGAAAUCUUAAGUUCUGCUUGGCUAUGCUUCCUGAAAGCAAUCCUAUUAUGCCGACCUCGAUUGGAGCAUUCCAACAGACAAACUACCGCUUCAUAUAUGACACCAAAGAGUUCAAACUGUACUUUGGUCCAGAGAAUUGCUUUGCAAGUUCUUAA
Messenger RNA from Malus domestica (apple), 1227 nucleotides. Its product is annotated as aspartic proteinase nepenthesin-2-like. NCBI's taxonomy places the organism in Eukaryota, Viridiplantae, Streptophyta, Magnoliopsida, Rosales, Rosaceae. The record is from RefSeq and is a predicted model, not a curated record. Gene Ontology annotation, cellular component: extracellular region.